GUGCCCUGAUCCCAUAAAAGGCCAAUGGAGUUGCUGCGCACUUUCAUAACUUUCUCCCGCCUCUUCCCCUCCCGCAUCAGUUGUCUUCUUCCUCCUAAACAACGCUUUCUCCGCCAAAGUUGGAAAUCUAGGGUUUUAAUCCAAGGGGCUGUUUCUACGCCGCCCAAAACCUUCGCCUCCGUGAACGAACCUUCGCGAUACCGUCGCCAUUAGAGCUAGCUGGGAAGGAAACGACGGAUCCCGGCUACCAGAAACCAACCAUUGAGGAAGGGUUUAACGUUUGGGAUCUGAGCAAUGGGGAGUUCUGAAGAGAGAAUCGUGGCGGUGAUUAUGGUUGGAGGCCCUACGAAAGGGACGCGGUUCCGGCCAUUGUCUUUCAACGUUCCGAAGCCAUUGUUUCCUAUCGCGGGACAGCCGAUGGUUCAUCAUCCCAUCUCUGCUUGCAGAAGAAUUCCCAACUUGGCUCAGGUCUAUCUCAUUGGAUUUUAUGAGGAGCGGGAGUUUGCUCUUUAUGUGUCAGCUAUUUCGAAUGAGCUCAGAGUUCCUGUUAGAUAUUUGAAAGAAGAUAGGCCGCUUGGCUCAGCAGGAGGGCUGUACAGUUUUAGAGAUUAUAUAUUGGAAGAAAAUCCGUCACAUAUAUUUUUGCUGAACUGUGAUGUUUGCUGCAGCUUCCCACUGCCAGAAAUGCUUGAUGCCCAUAAAGACUAUGGUGGAAUGGGGACAAUACUAGUAAUCAAGGUUUCAGCUGAAUCUGCAAAUCAAUUUGGUGAAUUGGUGGCUGAUCCCGUGACAAAAGAGCUUCUGCAUUACACAGAGAAACCAGAGACUUUUGUUAGUGAUCUCAUAAAUUGCGGUGUCUACAUUUUUAACCCAGAGAUCUUUAAGGCAAUUCAGGAUUCCUUCACUCAGCGGAAGGAUAGAGGUAUGCCUCAAGAAACCAAUUUACGACGGACUACUAGCUUUGAAGCCCUACAGUCAGCAACCAAAGCUCUUCCUGCAGAUUAUCUGAGGCUGGAUCAGGAUAUUUUGUCUCCUCUUGCUGGGAAGAAAGAGCUUUACACCUAUGAAACUCGUGACUUCUGGGAGCAGAUCAAGACACCAGGGAUGUCUUUGAAAUGUUCAGGCUUGUAUCUUGCUCAAUAUCGUCAUACUUCCCCUCAUCUUCUUUCUAGAAGCAAGGGAAGUAGAAGUGCUACCAUAAUUGAUGAUGUUUACAUUCAUCCAUCUGCAAAAGUACAUCCAAGUGCUAAGAUUGGCCCAAAUGUCUCCAUUUCUGCAAAUGCUCGCAUAGGUGCUGGUGCAAGGCUUAUCAGCUGCAUCAUUUUAGAUGAUGUUGAAAUUAAGGAGAAUGCUGUGGUAAUACGUUCUAUCAUUGGAUGGAAAUCAUCCAUUGGAAAAUGGUCGCGUGUACAGGGUGAAGGGGAUUACAAUGCCAAACUUGGAAUUACAAUCCUUGGAGAGUCUGUAGCAGUGGAAGAUGAGAUAGUGGUUAUUAACAGCAUUGUCCUCCCAAAUAAGACCCUCAACGUCAGUGUACAGGAAGAGAUUAUCCUCUAAUAAACCUCUCAUGCUUUUAUUCUACUUAUCAUUAUCUUAUUUAUUGUUUUAUAUAAAGAUAUCUGGAAGCUUCAUUCCUAAAUCUUUUAAUGUUAAUUCGAUGUAUUUGGAAAAUAAUUUGUAUUUUGUUGAACUCUCCUU
Phalaenopsis equestris is the source of this 1698-nucleotide messenger RNA. Its product is annotated as mannose-1-phosphate guanyltransferase alpha. The record is from RefSeq and is a predicted model, not a curated record. Lineage: Eukaryota; Viridiplantae; Streptophyta; Magnoliopsida; Asparagales; Orchidaceae. The transcript has 16 exons. Bases 295 to 1557 code for a protein of 420 amino acids. Gene Ontology annotation, cellular component: cytoplasm. Gene Ontology annotation, biological process: biosynthetic process.